Messenger RNA from Trematomus bernacchii (emerald rockcod), 1505 nucleotides. Its product is annotated as adhesive plaque matrix protein-like. The record is from RefSeq and is a predicted model, not a curated record. Lineage: Eukaryota; Metazoa; Chordata; Actinopteri; Perciformes; Nototheniidae. The transcript has 4 exons. The coding region runs from base 98 to 1408 and encodes 436 amino acids.
CACUGUCUUUGCAGCAGUCAUGAAUCUGGAACAAUAGAUUAUUUUUGUAUUUGCUGCACACCGCUUACAGACUGUUUGGUUUCAGUUUACAACAAAAAUGUAUUUUGAAUUGUGUGUGAGAGUUCUUGUGCUCUCACUCUUGAUUUUUGGGCAGCAAGCAAAGGCACUCAGCUCCAGAAUUGUAGGCCCCAGUGGCAUUACAACUCGCUUUCAUUUUUCAAGAAGACUUAAACCUGCUUCCACUUCCAGUGAUGAUAGUUCAGCACAGCCUGAGAGGGUUUUGGGUAGUUAUUCACCCUUUCAUGCUGAUGGGGCAUUAUCUAAGACUCUGAAGCCAGCUGCUGCACCAAGUGGCUCUCAUGGUAGGCAAGUAGAUGGUUACAGUCCUGAGGGAAGUGUUUCUAGUUACGGGCCAAGCCAACCAAUAAUUCGUAAACCAAACCAACUACCUCAAGCUAACCCUAGUGCAAAUGGUGUGCUUCCAACCAAAGCUGCGCUGUGGGCUUUCCCUUUGCCCCAUAAUCCAAACUCUUUUCAGUCUGGUAUUGCUUCAAGUUCUGCAAUUGUGAUGCACUCUGGUCCCUACUCUGCAGUGCCAUCCAAGCCCCAGGAGCCCAAAAACCUUCCAAAGCCCCAGCAGGCCCGCUACAAGCCUAAGCCCCACCAGCCCAAACCUCAGCAGGCCGCCAACCCUUCAAAUCCCCUGCAGUCUUGGUACCGACCCAAACCUCAGCAGGCUGCAAAUCCUUCAAUUCCUCAGCAGGCCAAGCCCUACCAGCCCUCCUACCCUUUGAAACUCCAGCAGGCCGCAAACCCUUCAAAUCCCCUGCAGUCUAGGUACUGGCCCAAACCCCAGCAGACCAAGCCCAACCAGCCUUCCUACCCUUCAAAUCCUCAGCAGGCCAAGCCCUACCAGCGUUCCUACCCUUCAAAUCCUCAGCAGGCCAAGCCCUACCAGCGUUCCUACCCUUCAAAUCCUCAGCAGGCCAAGCCCGACCAGCGUUCCUACCCUUCAAAUCCUCAGCAGGCCAAGCCCUUCCAGCGUUCCUACCCUUCAAAUCCUCAGCAGGCCAAGCCCGACCAGCGUUCCUACCCUUCAAAUCCUGAGCAGGCCAAGCCCUUCCAGCGUUCCUACCCUUCAAAUCCUCAGCAGGCCAAGCCCGACCAGCGUUCCUACCCUUCAAACCCUCAGCAGCCCAAACCUCAGCAGGCUGAACCCCUGCAAGGGGUGCUCCAAAGUAAAGCUGGCAUGUGGGACAUUCCUUCCCAAGGAAGUGUUGCUUCUGGCUCUAAUGUGCAGCCCACUGACUCAAACUCGCGCUUGAAUGUUGACCCAACAAGUUUGAGAGAAAUUCCAAUGUCAUUCCUGUACCAGCCCAGGUGGCAACAGCAACUGGUGCCAGUGUAGAACAGACAUCAUUGACCUUCCUAACUGUUCCUGGACUUGCCUGGAAGCAGUCUGAACUGGCAUCAACUUUGAAUUUAAUAAAAUACUUGGAACACAC